AUGAACAUAGCAUUCGGAAGGGGAAGAGGAAAAAAGAAGGAUGGAAAGGAGAUGAACAGCGUGUUCGCCGUGUACGGUAUCGAAGUCUCCAAGCGACAUCUGUCAUUAACAGCUGACUACAUGACAUUUACGGGUCAAAUAGCUCCAUUCAAUCGUGGAGCCAUGUCGGCCUCGUCGUCGCCACUUCAGAAGAUGACAUUCGAAACGACUAUGGCAUUCAUGAAAGAAUCCCUUUUGCACGGUUUGACAAGGUUCCGCUAUAAAUGUUUUCCUUGA
This is a messenger RNA of Cooperia oncophora, 276 nucleotides long. The record is from the annotation of a GenBank genome assembly. NCBI's taxonomy places the organism in Eukaryota, Metazoa, Nematoda, Chromadorea, Rhabditida, Trichostrongylidae.